Molecule: messenger RNA, 1601 nt
Organism: Nanorana parkeri
Lineage: Eukaryota; Metazoa; Chordata; Amphibia; Anura; Dicroglossidae
Product: otopetrin-2-like
Exons: 6
Coding region: 92-1567 (491 amino acids)
Biological process (GO): proton transmembrane transport
Cellular component (GO): membrane
Molecular function (GO): proton channel activity
Source: RefSeq, a predicted model, not a curated record
CUUUCUCUUUAGUUGUGCUUUGCUAACUUGUGUGUUAACUGAGGACAUUGACAUCUUUGAGAAAGACUUUGACAUAUUUCUAACUAUCAUAAUGGCCAUCUGUAUUUUGUGGAUGCUUUUCCAAAUGUAUUUCACCUGGAAGAACAAAAAUGCAGUUCUGUUUAAAGAUUGCCAGGCAGGUCCAAUAUGGAUGAGAGCGGGAAUCAUUCUCUUUGGUGUCGGUUCACUUAUUAUGAUUUCUUUUAAGAUUGCACACACGGCUGAGUACAAGGACUGUGCAACACCAAUAAAAAUUAUGCAACCUGUCACACAGGCUGUCUUUGUCAUUGUUCAGACAUGUUUUCUUUGGGUGUCCUGCAAACAUUGUGUCCAGAUCUAUUUGAAUGCUACCAGGUGUUUUCUGAUGGUGCUGUUGACAGUAAAUCUGACUAUCUGGAUUAUGCUGGUGACUGAAGAGUCCAGACAUCACACAACUGAACUACAGGAGUACUUUAACAUAAAUGAUUUGGAAACAAAUAGCAGUGAACAUCAAGAUGUGAAUAAAGAUGUGAAGAAUUGUUUUUGCGAGUUCAAAUGUGCAGUUAACGACAAAGUGUUUAUUUACUUGUACCCUUUUCAUAUUGAGUACAACCUCUUUGCUGCAGCAAUGAUUUAUAUCAUGUGGAAGAAUGUUGGACGCCAGAUUGAUGAAAAUGCUUCUUUCCACCAUGGACUGGGGCCAGGAGUCCGUCAACAUGUUCCGCUUCUGGGUCUUGUUUUUGGUUUGGCCAUUCUGAUUACAGGAAUAGUUAUGUUUAUCAUGUAUGAAGUGGGUAGAGAGAAUCCUCAAAAACACUGGCUACCUUUGACUACUUUCUACUUCUUUCAUUUAAUCAGCCUUGUUCUCAUGUGCUUGGCCAAUGUGGUGGGGAUUAUAAUUUUCAAGCUGGAUAAAAGAAACAUGGACAAUGAGAAAAACCCAACCCGGACCUUAGAUACAGUUCUGCUCCUGUUAGCAACAUUAGGCCAAUAUGGAAUUUCCUAUUAUUCUAUUAUAGCCAUGGUAUCCACAGUGCCCUUCAGCCUCUUGUGUGGUUUAACAUUUUCUUAUUCUUUACUAAUGAUUUUUCAACACUCCCUUCAAAAUGCUUUUAUAAUAGAAGGCUUGCACCGGCUGCCCCCCAUUAACUUACUUCAUGCUCAUCAGGGCAUAAGUCACCCUAGGCCUGUGGAACAACAUGAUUCUAUAAAACGUAGAAGUGUACCAGAGAAAGAAAGCAGAUUGUCCCUGGCAAGCCAUCCAGGAAAUUCAAGAAUGCAAAGAAGAGAAACUUUGACUCAGCAUAUUAAGAGCCAUCUUAAGAAAAGAAAAACAAUGAAGGACAUUUACUUGUUUCUCUUCCUCUGCAACCUUAUAUUCUGGAUUAUGCCAGCCUUCGGAGCUCGGAUCAGGUUUGACUCAGGACUGGAGGUGAAUUUUUAUGGUUUUUCUAUGUGGGCUAUUAUCACCAAUAUUUGCCUCCCCUUUGGAAUUUUUUACCGGAUGCAUGCUGCCGCCAGUCUGCUGGAACUAUAUAGCAUGUCCUAGAAUGUCUACAAUACUAUCUGCUCUCUAGAAUACA